AUGUCACACAGAGACAUGCUCUGUCACGUAGCAAGACGCUCUAUCACAACGACUCUCCGCAACACGAUCUGUCACCUAGCGACGCGGCAUCAUCACCUAGCGACGCGGCGUCGUCACCACACCUGCUCGGCGUCGUCACCACACCUGCGCGGCGUCGUCACCAUACCUGCCCGGCAUCGUCACCACACCUGCUCGGCGUCGUCACCACACUGCCUCCCAUAUCAAUACGUCCCGCCUCGCUCGGUAGAUGGCCCUGCCGACGGAUACGCGGGACCAGCAGCCGCUCCCAGCCUCCCAUAUCAAUACGUCCCACCUCACUUGGUAGAUGGCGCCGCCGCUCCCAACCUCCCAUCUCAAUACGGCCCGCCUCGCUCGGUAGAUGGCGCGGGCGACUAUGCGAGACAAGCUGUCGCUCCCAACAUCCCAUCUCAAUACAUCCCGCCUCGCUCGGUAGAUGGCGCCGCUGCUCCCAACCUCCCAUCUCAAUACAUCCCGCCUCGCUCGGUAGAUGGCGCCAGCAGCGGCUACGCGGGCACGCUGUCGAUCGUUCCGCGCGGUCGCCUCGGCAACCAGAUGUUCCAGUACGCCGCGCUGUACGGGCUGGCCGCCGCGACUGGCCUCGCCCCGUUCAUCUCUCCGCACAUGAACAUCAGCCGCGUGUUCGAGCUGUCGCUGCCCGUGCGCGAUCCUCCGCCGAAGACGUCGCGAGACGACAUACGCGUCGUCUGGAAGGCGUUCGACUCCGCGCUGUUCCGGCUGCAGCCGCAGCGCGACUACGUGCUGCUGAUGGGAUACACGAACUCGUGGCUCUACUUCGACCACGUGCGCGAACGCGUGCGCCGCGAGUUCACGUUCGCGCCGGCGAUCCGCGACCGCGCGUGCGCCUUCCUCGCCGCGCAGCGCCCCCUGGCGAGCGGGGAACCGGCGACGUACGUCGGCGUGCACGUGCGAGCGGACGACUAUCGGAAGUGGCUGGCGAACAACCGCGGGCUGGGUGCGGACGAGCGGUACGUGCACGCGGCGAUGGACUACUUCCGCGGCAGGUACGCCAACGCCCUCUUCGUCGUCUGCAGCGACGACAUCGACUGGUGCAAGCGCCACCUGGCGACCGAUCGCGGCGACGCCGUCUUCAGCGACGUCGGCCACGCGGCCGAGGUCGAUCUGGCGGUGCUGUCCAGCUGCAACCACACGAUCAUGACGCAGGGCAGCUUCGGCUGGUGGGCGGGAUACCUCGCCGGUGGCGAAACUCUCUACUUCUCCGAUUACUUCCAGCCGGACGCGAGGCAGAUCAAGCUGGGCUUCAAGUACGAGUACAAGUACCCGCCGCACUGGAAGUACAUAGCUCCGAGUGCACUGCCAUCUAGCGACGACAUUAGCAAGCAUAACCUCGGACAAUAGUGGUUUAUUUUCUUGGUUGAUGUGAUAAGAUCUGAGCAAGUCAUCAGUUUUUAUUGAUGGUCUGACCAUGUAUGUGUACUUAUAUAACACGACAUGUAUGUGUAUGUAUAAUGUAUGUAUGAUGUACUUAUAUAUCGGUGUUCAGGGAAAGCGGCAGCUAGACAAUCUCUGAAACAGAAGGGAAAGGAAUCUGGUUUCUCCUCUUAGCAAUACAAUCAUAUAACUUUAUGUGACUGA
Messenger RNA from Priapulus caudatus, 1635 nucleotides. RefSeq names its product galactoside 2-alpha-L-fucosyltransferase 2-like. The record is from RefSeq and is a predicted model, not a curated record. Gene Ontology annotation, biological process: carbohydrate metabolic process. Bases 1 to 1398 code for a protein of 465 amino acids. Gene Ontology annotation, molecular function: galactoside 2-alpha-L-fucosyltransferase activity. Gene Ontology annotation, cellular component: membrane. The transcript is spliced from 3 exons. NCBI's taxonomy places the organism in Eukaryota, Metazoa, Priapulida, Priapulimorpha, Priapulimorphida, Priapulidae.